Messenger RNA from Pseudogymnoascus destructans, 1239 nucleotides. RefSeq lists its product as uncharacterized. Bases 1 to 1239 code for a protein of 412 amino acids. NCBI's taxonomy places the organism in Eukaryota, Fungi, Ascomycota, Leotiomycetes, Thelebolales, Thelebolaceae. The transcript has a single exon. The record is from RefSeq and is a predicted model, not a curated record.
AUGGCACAAUCUUCCACAGCGGUCAACAGCCUCAGCACCUCACCUCUGCCAAUCAUGACGGCGGCGAAAUAUGCCUUCAUUUCGGUAGCAGUUGCGGCUGGGCUGUAUACGGCACUACUGGGACUGCUGACGACGUCGACCUUUCAAUCCCAUGUUGUUUACCUGCACGCAAUUCAGAUGACGUGGUGCAAGGAUCUCGAUGUUCCUGAGAUCUUUGGCUUUCUAAAGAACCAGGUUACUCCUUUCUCUAUUGAGACAUCCGAUGGUGAACAUCUUUACGCCUGGCAUAUUCUUCCCAGAGAGUUGUAUCGCAAAAACGAGCGUCCUCUUGUUGCUGAACCAACUGGUUUCGUUUCCGAUAUCACGUCUCGACUAGCUUUCCAACUUUUGCGCGAUAAUCCUGAUGCUCGACUAAUUAUUCACAUGCAUGGUGCUGGGGGAACCGUGGGCUCGGGCUAUAGAGUUCCCAACUAUCACGCGCUGUCGGCGGGCCAGCCUGGAAAGAUUCAUGUCUUGACAUUUGACUAUCGAGGAUUUGGGCGUAGCACCGGCACACGGUCCGAGAGCGGACUUAUACUGGAUGCCCUUGCCGUUGCGGACUGGGCUAUGAACGUCGCCAGCAUCCCUUCCUGCCGUAUUCUCAUCUUUGCUCAAUCUAUGGGCACGGCUGUGAGCAUCGCUGUGUCUAAGCACCUUGCUCUCCAACAUCCACCCGUCGUCUUUGCAGGCACCAUUCUAGUUGCACCAUUUGUUGAUGUCGCAACACUUGUCGCGACCUACCGAGUCGCAGGAACUAUUCCUGUCCUGGCGCCGCUUGCGAAGCUCCCGCUGCUGUUCAACUACCUUCAACGCUUUAUACAGGAUAAAUGGUUGAGCAAAGACAACAUUGCACAAUACGUCCGAGCUAAUGAAGUUAAUGGAGAGAUGUAUCGCCUAACGAUCAUACAUGCCGAGGACGAUUAUGAUAUUCCAUGUCAUCACACCCCCACUAUCUUUUGGCAUGUUGUCAACGCUUCAGUGUAUUCAGGAAUAAGCUGCGACGAACUCGAAGCAAGAAAAUUGGAAUCCAAGGUAGAUCUGGGCGCUGCAGGGUCAGUCAUGGAAUGGCGGGCAGAAAACGGUGUUAUUCGGGAGGAAAUUCUCAAGACUGGCUUACAUGAUGUUAUUAUGGGCUACCCAGUAAUAACAAUGGCCGUUAUGCGCUCUUUUGAAGCUGUGGAUCCGUCAUUUACAGGCUGA